CAGUGCAUGGGUGGGGAUCUAGGACGCCGCCCCAGUGUGGUUGUUGGUGGAUCUCAGCCACCAUCUCGUGAACCGCCGUGUGCAGCUGGCGGUGGAGUUGGAGGUGGUUCGGGUGAGGGUGGAAGCUUGGGUCGCCUGGUGCAGCCUGCUAUGGCUAAGGAGGGCCAGUGGCAGAAGAAGCCUUCCAGUGGUGGUGCGGCGGGCCAACCCUUGUCGGCGGCGGGGAUACCUGUGGGUACAUCGGGUGCAGUUCGUUCCUCCACACAGGUAAUUGCUUCUGAUGCUGCUUUUGGUUAGAAUAGACCGGCGAUGUGCUACAAGUGUGGGGUCUCUAGGCACAAUUCUAAGGAUUGCUCAACCGAGGUUUUCUGCCUGACCUGUGAGAAAUCUACACAUAUUACCUCUUGUUGUGUGUGGCCGAGUCAGCCAAAACCUCUGAUGCAGCCUGUUGGUUUGCGGACGCCAGAACAGGGAUUCUUUGCUGCUCAACAUGCCAAGCCCUCGAAGCGUGAGGAGCGUGCUUCGACGCUUGGGCUGAUUCAAGUCACUAGAGGCACUCUUCAUGCAUCUAUGCUUCAAGAAGGAUUGGAGCGCCAUAUCCCUGGUACGUGGCAUUGGACUGCUGUUCCUAGAGGCAAAGCUUUCCUUGUCAAUUUCCCCUCUGCGGCUCAGCUUAAUCUGCUAGUGGAUUUUGAGGAUUUUCGGCUAAAAGGUACUAAUGCUUACAUCAACGUUGUGAGAGCGUCCAGCGAGGUCAAACCAAAGGCUGCCUAUUCUCCAUUUGGGCUCGGGCAGAGGGUGUUCCAAAAGAUAUGAAGAACUUUAGGGGCAUUUCUGAGGUUGGCUCUCUCAUUGGGGUUGUUCAUCAGGUUGAUAUGCAGAUGCUGGAAGAGCUUGGUUUAGUGAGAUUUAAAGUGGAUGUGAAGAGUAUUGCUAAAUUUCCUUUGACUCUUGACUUUAGUGUGCCUCCAGACAUGUAUGAUAUUCACUUCUCUGUGGAGGAAGUGAUCAUCUCAGGUACCUUGGAGAUUUCUCAGAAAAGGGCCAGUGAAGCAAAUAUGUCCGACAGACAGAAAAAAACUAAAUCCGUGGGAGUUAGUGACAUUCUGCCUCAAAAUCUGACAGCUGGGGGUGUUCCUGUUGUGGCUGCUACUUCACCAGUACUUCCCGUGGCUGGCCCUACAACUAAUCUGAUAGUGUCUGGUGAAAUGGCUGUUGAGGAAAUUCCAGAUGAUCACUUGGAUCUCCCUGUAGAUGGAAAUGGUCAUGCUCUGACUGGAAUGGAUGAUGUUGGCUUGGGGAAUGUGGAUGAUGAGAUUCUGGGCAGCAGCCAGGAGAGAGUGCAUUUUUCUCAGGAGGUUGAGCAACCUGAUUCUCAAGAAUCUUUUGCUACCAAAGUGAAGAAAACAAUGCAAGUUAAACUGACUUCAACUGCUGAAGCUGAAACUGAGAAGGAUAGUAAACUGGCUGGGCUGAAUGAGAAGAAAAAGAAAGCAACUCUACCUCCGGAAAGGAGGCGUUGUGAAAGGCUCAAAGGGCAAGAGGAUGCUGACAGAACUGAUUUGGCCAUGAAGCGUGCUGAAGCUAAGAACUCCAUUUUCAGGAAACUCAAGGGAGAAAGAGAUAUAUCAUUUGGUGAACUGGCCUACAGUUUGUUUGCCCAAAGAUAGUGGAGGUUUGCGGGUGCUAGAUCUUUCUACUAUGAAUCAAAGCUUAUUGUGUAAGUGGCUCCGGAAACUGGAAAAUACUGAGGGUUUGUGGCAGGAAAUGCUUACCAACAAAUAUCUUCAGAGACGAAUUUUAUCAAGACAGGGGCAGGGUGGUGGCUCACACUUCUGGCAAAGUUUGAUGAAAGUGAAUCCUAUCUUUCAGCAAUGUGUGCACAAGAUUGUGGGAGAUGGGGCCAAGACACUGUUCUGGAAGGAUAGUUGUCUGU
Messenger RNA from Brachypodium distachyon (stiff brome), 1936 nucleotides. RefSeq lists its product as uncharacterized. The coding region runs from base 813 to 1670 and encodes 285 amino acids. Lineage: Eukaryota; Viridiplantae; Streptophyta; Magnoliopsida; Poales; Poaceae. The transcript has 2 exons. The record is from RefSeq and is a predicted model, not a curated record.